Messenger RNA from Penicillium arizonense, 750 nucleotides. RefSeq lists its product as uncharacterized. Gene Ontology annotation, cellular component: telomerase holoenzyme complex. The coding region runs from base 1 to 750 and encodes 249 amino acids. The record is from RefSeq and is a predicted model, not a curated record. Gene Ontology annotation, molecular function: protein binding; telomerase RNA binding; telomeric repeat DNA binding. Lineage: Eukaryota; Fungi; Ascomycota; Eurotiomycetes; Eurotiales; Aspergillaceae. Gene Ontology annotation, biological process: nuclear-transcribed mRNA catabolic process, nonsense-mediated decay. The transcript has a single exon.
AUGUCUGGUCGGAUGUGGCGGUACGGAAUUCAUUCGUUGUUGGAUAUUCUACGACAGGACCUCCCACAGACUUUGGAGCACAUGCUCUUCUUCAUCGAAACCGUCUCAUCAAUCCUGAAGCGGUUAAUUCUGUCUAAUUCAGCACUUGGAGACUCAUUGUUUGAACAGCUGGGUGACCUGGCAUUAUACCGUGUGGUUGUGGAAAAGUCGAAUAGGGAAGAUUGGCAAGUCAUACCGCGGUAUUGGUACCAAAAGGCCGCGGACCGAAAUCCCGAUAGCGGACAAGUCCAACAUCAACUCGCGGCUUCGUCACGGUCUGAUCCCCUUCAGACCCUCUUUUACCUUACCAAGGCAUUGAUCAGUGUUCAGCCAUUCCUCCACAGCUGGGUAACCGUUGGUCGUUUCUUCGAUCGCUGGGACACUUUCGCACUUCAACAUACAACCAUGGCCACUUCAUUCAUCGCUGCACAUUAUGUGCUACUCACGGAUGACCCGUUUGGGCGGUUUAUGACUUUGGCAAACGGCUUUUUGUCGCUCUUACCAUCGUACAUUCAAGGAUAUGAUUACCAAGGACAACACACAGUGUACAUCAUGUCCUGCAAUUUUGCCUCUGUAUUUCAUUAUGGCGAACCUGCAUUCACGACUGUGGUAUUUCCCCAAAUCCAGGGUGGGCGUACUCACCAUGCGAAUGGAUUGGGCCAAGCGGAUGUAAGCAAUGGUGCUACCGACCAAAACCUGAGUUAUAACUAA